Molecule: messenger RNA, 1026 nt
Organism: Anopheles aquasalis
Lineage: Eukaryota; Metazoa; Arthropoda; Insecta; Diptera; Culicidae
Product: NFU1 iron-sulfur cluster scaffold homolog, mitochondrial
Biological process (GO): iron-sulfur cluster assembly
Cellular component (GO): mitochondrion
Molecular function (GO): iron ion binding; iron-sulfur cluster binding
Source: RefSeq, a predicted model, not a curated record
AAAUAACAACAAACCGUGAUCGUGAAAUCGCCGCAACACACUGCAAAUCGUGUAAAACUGUAUAAAAAUCGUGUAGGAAAAUGUUGAGUGGCACCGGUAAUGCUAGGAUGUUGGUGCGACUCGCGGGAUCAGCAAUCCGCCAGAAGGCGGUUUGCAAUUGCGUUGCAGCGUACGGUACGGCUGUGUUCCGGAACCUCCGAUGCUCCGAUGGCGUCGAACCGGGACGAGCGCUGCUUCGUAAUCCUGCCGCACCGAUGGUGCCACUCUGCAAACGGACGAUGUUCAUACAAACACAGGACACACCGAACCCGCACAGCUUGAAGUUCCUACCCGGCGUUACCGUGCUGGAUGCUGGCCAAACGAUGGACUUUCCCAACGUUUCUUCCGCCCAGUGCAGCCCGUUGGCGAAGCUGUUGUUCCGCAUCGAGGGUGUACGGUCCGUGUUUUUCGGAGCCGAUUUUGUCACGAUCUCGAAGGUGGAGGAAGCCGAGUGGGCCAUCAUCAAGCCGGAAACGUUCGCCGUAAUAAUGGACUUUUUCGCCAGCGGGCUACCGGUGGUGACGGGGGCGAACCCAAACAACAGCACCCAGAUCAACGAGGAUGACGAUGAGACGGUGCAGAUGAUCAAGGAGCUACUGGAUACCCGCAUUCGGCCGACCGUGCAGGAGGAUGGCGGUGAUAUCAUCUUUAUGGGGUUCGACGAUGGCGUGGUGAAGCUGAAGAUGCAGGGUUCCUGUUCCUCCUGCCCGAGCUCGAUCGUGACGCUGAAGAACGGGGUACAGAAUAUGCUUCAGUUCUAUAUCCCCGAGGUGGUGUCGGUCGAGCAGGUGACGGAUGAGGUCGACAAGAUAGCGGAAACGGAAUUCUCAAAGCUGGAGAAACAGAUACGACAGAAGGAUGAGCAAACGAACGAAAAAUCUUAAAUCAUUUGUUAUGUAAGAUGCUUGGUCUUACGUUUUAGCGUAUUGUGUUACCGCGCCGCACUCUCCGUGUUAGUAGGAAAUAAUAAACGACAGUUGUAAAAUA